This is a messenger RNA of Hypanus sabinus (Atlantic stingray), 7358 nucleotides long. RefSeq names its product zinc finger CCCH domain-containing protein 10-like. Gene Ontology annotation, molecular function: metal ion binding. The record is from RefSeq and is a predicted model, not a curated record. Lineage: Eukaryota; Metazoa; Chordata; Chondrichthyes; Myliobatiformes; Dasyatidae. The coding region runs from base 496 to 2142 and encodes 548 amino acids. The transcript is spliced from 4 exons.
GUUUAUUCCCGGUAUUGGUAAAGUGAGAUUAUUUAUUUACGUUUUUAGAAAUUAAAUAACGGUUUUGUUUUCCUUUGUGUGCUGGAAUUUUAUCAAUUUGUGUAAAACACUUGAGGCCUAGGAACGCAAUCGAAGCCUCGCAGCAAGUUCGAGAACUUUCCGCCGCGACGCCACCAAAACUGUCAAUAUCCCGUUUUCGGCGAGUCUCCUCAUGGCGGUCAUUGCAUCUUUUGUCAUUCAAAAGGAAUAAUCAGCAAGGUGCACUUGGCCAUUUACAGGUGAGAAGAUGAUCCUCCCCUGCCUGGAGUGAGUUCAGCAUCACAAAUUGGACCAGAACCUGAUUAGGAUUAUUUACCAAAGUACUGAAAACUCAGAACUCAAGGGCUCAACGCAACUUAAAAUUGCAUGAUCCAAUUUGCCAGUUUUUCUGGCAAAACCAUUCAACAAUUGUUUAUUGAGAGCCUUGGCUGAUUAGCGCAGAAAUAAUCUGGAAGCAUGUCGGAGAACGACACUGAUAAUUUAGUCAACAGCGGCAAAUAUGAGCCUGGCAAGAGCAAACGGAAUGUUUGCCGAGACUUUCUGCGCAAUGUCUGCACCCGUGGUAAGAAUUGCAGGUACUUCCACCCCGACAAUAUUGAGGCCUCCGACCUCGCCGACAUAAGGAAUGACUCUGAUAAUAUAGUCAACAUUGCUAACGAUGAAGCUGGUAAAAACAAACAGAACAUUUGCCGAGACUUUCUGCGCAAUAUCUGCAGCCGUGGUAAGAAUUGCAGGUACUUCCAUCCAGAUGACAUUGAGGCUUCAGACCUUGCUGACAUAAGGAAUGACAUUGAUAAUUUAGUCAACGUUGGCAAUGAUGAGGCUGGCAAAAACAAACUGAACAUUUGCCGAGACUUUCUGCGCAAUCUCUGCAAUCGUGGUAAGAAUUGCAGAUAUUUUCACCCAGAUGAUAUUGAGGUAUCCAACCAUGCUGACCUAAGUGAUGAUGCUGAUAACUUAGUCAAUAAUAGCAAAUAUGAUGCUAGCAAGAACAAACGGAAUGUUUGUCGUGAUUUUCUGCGCAAUGUCUGCAGUCGUGGUAAGAAUUGCAGGUACUUUCACCCAGACAAUGUUGAAGCCUAUGAUGUAGGUGAUGUGCGGCAUGAGUCUAUAUUUUGUCAGUACUUUCAGAAUAGUAAAUGUACCCGUGAAAACUGCACGUUCAUUCACGGGACAAAGGCUGAAGAAAGUUAUUACAAUAAAACAGGAAAGCUUCCUGCCCACUUGCAAAAGACAGUGGCUGUGACAUUUGGGCUUUCGCCCUCCAAUUUGCCCCUUAUUACAAAGGAAGUCCCAUUCUGCCGUGACUUUCUCAAAGGCAAAUGUCGAAGAGGAUCCAAGUGUAAAUUUCAGCACUUGAAACGUGAUGACAAUGAUAAGAAAAGCACAGAAAAAGUGUCGCAAAAUAGAGAGGCUUCUCCUGAGAUCUGCAGAUAUGACCGUUUGGAUGACCUUUAUGAGACUGAGAAAUGUGCUUAUGACCAAAAUCCAAAAAGGAAAAGAAUGGAGGGCUUGCGAUUUGAAGUAUUUGAUUACAGUACACCCAGUCUGCGGCCAGUUGAAAGGAGUUUCCUGGAGGAGGAAAACCAUAUGCUUAGAAAGCGCAAUGAAGAGCUCAAGAAGCAGGUAUCAAGCCUAAUGAUUACAAAUGAGGUACUUCUGAAACAAAAUGCUGAUCUCCGCAAACAAGUGAAGCUGGGGAUCCUGACCACAGGAACUGACCCAACACAGCCACCAGCUAUGCACACUGUUACCAAUUAUAAUCAUAGCAUAGUGGAGACUCAUACCACCCUCAGCAACCAAUCCUUGAGAUCACAGCCGAUUUCUCAUCAAGAAUUGAUAGCGCAAGCGAGAGCUCAUAAUGCUUUGUGUUCUGAAGCUACCUCCCAAAGUCCACCCCACCUUAGUGCUGCUCUCUCUACACCUUAUGCCCAAGGGAUGGCUUCACCAGUUUCAGUGGCACCAAUUGCCAUUUCAGUUGCACCAGUGGCAGUAACGCAAUCACUUCCAGGAAUUGCCAUGAGUUAUACCACCACUCAAAUGGUCAGUUAUCCAAAUGCAUCACAGAGUAUGAGGUUCCUCUGUCGUGCAGAGGAGAGUUGAGAUUAGAGGACAUUUCAUUCGAAGCUUUACAAGAGUUUUCUCUUUCUCAUUGCUUCCUAGGGCAAUUGUGAAAAAAAUGAGUCAAGUAUGAAUCUUAAAGAGGGAGUCUCACCAUCACGAACCCUUUUACAAAAGCAAAAAAAAAAGAAAUAAUGAUAAUUCUUUUUUGUUUCCUGUCUCAAGUAGCAAUUGCUGUUGAACUCACCAGGAGAAGUCUGCGCAGAAUUGUACCUCAGUAAUAGUAGCAAAUGGAAGAUAUAUCAAUUUGCCACUAAAUAUGUCGCAAAUAUUUUUUUGGGGGGGAGGACAAAGGGUUAAAUAGGACUUGUGUUUUUGAAUUCCUUUAACAUUUGGUGUCAGCAGAAACCUUGAUUUUUUUUUUGAUUUGCUCACAUUGUAAGCUCUGGUGCUAAUGAAAGCAAAGUCUUUGACAGCGCAUUGCAAUUCCCACACCAACUCGAGCUCUCCAACUGCUGCAGCAGUGGGAAUAGGUUUUGUUUGCAAGUAUGGCUGCUUUGCUUGCUCAUAUAAAAUUGGUUUCAAUUAACAUCAAAAAACGCUUCCUAAAAGCACAUCUGUAUGCGCUUAAAGAGCAUUGUGCCUUUUCAGUCAUUGAUGUUUUUUUUAAUCUUUUUUUUUAAACCCAGGAAUUUUUUUUAACAAAAGUAUGAGUAAAUUACCCUCUUUCUCUUCACCCCACCUAUCUGAAGAAGCAUCCUCUGCUGCUUUGAUUGUGAUCAGAGCAGAAAUAGGAGUGUGCAGAAAAUGACACCAUAGCUCCUGUUUCUCCUUGUUGGUGAAACUCUUGUAGCACAAGUGAGAUAAGUUAGUCAGUUUCACCUACUAAUGGAGGACAAUGCAAAUCUAUAACAUAAUGGCUGUUUUCCUUUAGAGUAAUGAGUUUGGCAACUCAUUAGGCUUAACUCAUAGAGCUAACUUAGGGUGAGGUUAUUUGGAAGUAAGGUCACAGAAUCACCUUGGGUUAAUGAUGGCAGUUACUGAUCAUUAAGUUCUUUCAAACUGUCUCGCUCCAAAAAUACUCAGAUUUGAGUACUCUAAAAGUUCAAAUUGUAUUAUGUAAUAAAAAAAUUAGGAUUUUUUUUUCAGAAGGGGUGUUGAUGGCAAGACUUCCUCUACUUGUAUUAAAUAUAAAAAUCUGCUGCAAGAAUAGUAAUGAGUCUGUGGGUUCUGACAAAACAAACAAUUAAAUGGGAUAAUGAGCACACUUCCUCAUCCCUUAACAUUGUUAAGUUAUCACAUUUUUUGGUUGAUUACAGUGUAUUUUUAAACAUUUUUAAGCAGUGAUCCUGUGCCACAAAUUUUCCUUUUUAUUCAGAAAUUACAUUUGGGAUCAUUCUUAGAAAUUAAUUAGCAAUAUCCCUAAUUUUUGCUAAGCAUAAGCAUUCUAGUAUGUGAAAAAAUAUUUUUUGUGUCCAUCCCACUUUUAAACAAAUGUGUAUGGAAAAACAUUGAGAGUCAUUUUAUUUAGUUCAAAGUAUUUUAAUAAUUAAGCAUGCACUCUGCCUCUUUUCAAGUCAUCAAUUAACAUGUUUUCUUUUGUAUUUUUCACAAACAGAUUUUUCUGAUCAAAGCAUUUGUUCAUGUUCUACUAUAUUUUUCUUUCAAAACUGUAGAAGUCCUCUGAAAGUGGACUACAAAAAGUGUUUUAGAAAUAAAAAUUAAUAUACUUUCACCAUUAACAGUUGCUGUAACCACCAAGGAUAUUAAAGUGAAGCUAAAACAUACAGAUAAUUGUGAUGCAAGCUUGUGAAGCGGAGUUAAAAAUAUAUAAUACAUAUAGAUUUGAUUUCGUGCCUAGAUAUGGAAAUUGGGUGUUGGUCUGUAAAUAAGCAUGUCAAGUAUUGCAGCAGAAGAUGUAAAGGAAAAAUUGCUGGUUUCAUAUAUAUGCUGUUGCAUUAUUUGAAAGUUGAUGCACAGCUCUUGUAUAAUACCAUGUCAUUUUCACACCUGACCUGGGCACUCACCAGUCAGAUGCCCCAUUGUGCAAUUAGUUCAUUUUCGAUCAGAGGAUUUUGGGGGUGUCUGAUGCUUUAAGUUGCAAAACCAAUUGAACAAGAUAAAAACACAUGCAAAAUGCUACUGUAUACAUAAUAUAUAUUUAAAUGUGUAUGUAAGUGAUUUGACUAAAAUACACUUUAGUCAUGAACAGUAUAAAUGUGCAUUGAAGUGUAUUAUCUGAGUAUCCCUGCUGAAAAUGCUUGUGGCUGUCAAGCAUAGAAUCUGGCUCAGCAUAAUAUGCUACAUGGGCUCAUUAGAUAGCACCUUGUGUCUGAACCUUUUGAGUGACAAAGAUGACAGUAAAAAAUUGGUAAAAGCAAAAGAGGAGGGGGAAGUUUUGCAAUUAUACAUAGAUUAAAAAAGUGAAAUGCAGCAAGAAAGACUUGACACAGAUAGAGUCCCAUUGCUUGUCAUUUAAGUGUUUCUGAAUGUAAUUUGCAUGAGUGGUACAUAAUUGUACCGAUUUCAUUUUCCUUUACUUAAAACAAAAUGCACCAUUGGAUGCAUAAAUGUCCUGCACUCUUGGGGCAUCAUGAGUGAGCUGUAAAGAGGAGGUAAAGUUAGUGACAUUUGGAAGAUAAACCUAUGCCUGCAUAUUAGUGUCAUAAUGAUAAUUCUGCAAAUUUUUAUGUUAAAUUUUUAAUCUAUCGUUUGACUGGAAGUCAAUAGAUUUCUAACCUACUGCAAUGAACAUGGGAGUUUCUUUUUGAGUCAUUGUGAACAGUUUGAAAAUGCACUUAAUGGAGAAGGAUUUAUAAGGCCAACACCAACAGUGAGAAAUUUGGCACAAGUCUUUUGUAAGCCUUGGUCCUAAAAUACAGCUAACACUUUACUCUUUUAAGAAUCCCUGAGAUUGUACAACAUAUUAUCCAACUUCUAAGAUUUGUUCAUUGCAGCCAAAAAAAAAUCGAAAAUGUACAAUUUGUGAUAUGUUUUAAAGGCCCAGAAAACUUAUUUUGUCUAUUUUUUAACUAAUGAGUUGUUACUGUAGAUACCAAAUGUCAAUGCUGUCUGAUGUUUGAGAAGUUGCGAUUUAUUGGGAAUCUGUAAAUGUUUACUGUUGGUUACCCUCUAGUUAGUACAAUUGGUUAAACACUAUGUGUAAAUACUUCAAAAUAUAUUAAAAUGAAUGUUCUGUAGUGUUGUUGCUUAUAUUGUUGGGAUUAAAACUGAUUCAGGACCAGAACUGGUGAGUUCAUGUUCUUUUUGAAGGAGCUACUGGACUUGGAAGAAAUUUAUCUUUCUUGUGUUUCUCCAUUGGGAUGCAUGUAAUAUUAUUUUCUAAUUAACUUUUAUAUAACCUAAACUCCCAGUUUUCUUUUGUAUCUUGUUUAAUUGAUAUAUUGUGCAAAUUGUAGAUUUUUAAAAAUCAUAUUGUGAUAAAAUUUUUAAAAAGCAUUUUUUCAAUAGUGUAUAACUUGUAUAUGUUGUAUGUUGUCAGUUAAUGUUUUAACUCCUGACAUUAGUAAUUAUUUUAAGUAUUCACUAAAGGGUUUUUAGUCUUAAGUGUUCGGGAAAAUCUAGGCAGUUUAGCAAGUACUGAUUGCUUUUGGUCUUAAAGACUUCUUGGCUGUCACUCAUACAUAUUGGAUGGCUCAUAACUUGCCAUACUAACAUACUAAUUCCGUGGAUUAGUGCGCCACUUGGACACAAGUCGGGGGCUGAUCACCCCCAGCUGGGUCGUCCGGGCGAGGGUGUCUGAUGACCCAAAACAUCCUAUGACCUAGGGUUCAUCACUGAAGACGUGUCCAAGUAGCACCAGGAGGUGUAUUCUACAACUAAAUACAUUAGAUUUUGUGCAGAGUGUGGGCAUCCAACAGAAACACCUAUUAUAGUUCAUUGUCUUAUCCAACAACUGUGGAAGAUUUAAAUUUGAAUUGGGAAACAAGUACUUUGUACAGAGAGUGACAUAAAGCUGCAAACUUGCUAUGUCUAUGAGGGAAAGAGCUGGACAGAGAUCAACUACUUCCUUGCAUUGAAACUAUAGGAAGCGGUGGCAGAAGGAAUUGUUCUGCCAGCAGCACCAGUUUCAGAGCAGUAUAAGGCUGGGUGAAGGACAGCCAGUUUGUUAUCUAUAGGUAAUGUAAUGCACAGGGCAAUUAGUUAUAGAGGGAAAAAAUCUGCAUCUUACUGAACAAAUGGGGGAAAUGAUUGCACUGUUGGAUUGUGUGUGUGCAUUGUGAUGUUUCUUUGUUGAAUAUUUUCAGUUCUUAAUCACAUCAUUCUCACUGGAUUUAAAAGAUAUAGUUCUAAAUAAUGAACUACAUUUAGCAGUGUUCCUAGAUAAAUUUUUUGGGUUUCUGCUUUGCUUAUGAAAUCCACUAGUUUGUACUAGCUUAAACUGACUCGUCUGGGGUCAGAUUGAAUAAUUGAGCCAGAGUCAGCAUUAGAGGAUUGGCUCCAUUUGUAGGUUGGCUUAAGUUAUAGCUCUUUCCCCAUUUUGCUUGAUGAUGAUUUCUAACAUUGUUUGAAUUCAUCUGCUUUAUGCUCGUAAGUUGCAUUCAGAUACAUAUGACCAGAUAGGAAUGCAAAAUGCAGCCAUGACCUAGCAGGUUUUAACUGAUCCUGCUCUUGUUCAUAAUCUUUGCUUUCUACGUGUAUAGAAUUGAAAUCAAAGCAUCAAGAAAAAUCUUUGCAAGUGGUCAGGUAGGAAGUCAGAAGAGAACAUCUAUUCUGUUAUUUAUUAGAAAUUUAGUAAUACAUCAUGUCAAUAUCUGCUCAAUAAACUUCUUCAAUCUGGAAUAAAGUAAAUCCAAUACAAAAGGCUCCAGGAGGUGUCUUUUUCCCCCUGACUUAUCUGAAUCUGCAAUGUUUAUACUUUGUUUUUUGUCUUUGCACAUUGUUGCAUUACCUGUGUAAUGUUGCCAGUGGCUAACAUAUCAAAGCAGAUUGACUUGAACUUAGCAACAACACAUACAAAUUGCUGGAGGAAGGGUCUUGGCCCAAAACAUCAACAAUACUCUUAUCCAUAAGAUGCUGCUUGGCCUGCUGAGUUCCUCCAUCAAUUUGUGUAUGUUGCUUGGAUUUCUAGCAUCUGCAGAUUUUCUUUUGUUUGUUGAUUUUGAAUUUACUGCAGUUGCAAAUCUGUUAAGAGCUUCAAUUUUGCAGGAGAAUGCAGAAUAGAUGGGCUUGGUAGAUGAUGAUAACAUUUUGGAGCUGCAGUGCAAAUCAUUUUGAAUCAAAUUUUUCUGAACAGC